This is a messenger RNA of Xyrauchen texanus (razorback sucker), 1092 nucleotides long. RefSeq names its product G-protein coupled receptor 4-like. Gene Ontology annotation, molecular function: G protein-coupled receptor activity. The record is from RefSeq and is a predicted model, not a curated record. NCBI's taxonomy places the organism in Eukaryota, Metazoa, Chordata, Actinopteri, Cypriniformes, Catostomidae. Gene Ontology annotation, cellular component: membrane. The transcript has a single exon. Gene Ontology annotation, biological process: G protein-coupled receptor signaling pathway. Bases 1 to 1092 code for a protein of 363 amino acids.
AUGUGUAACAUUUCAACCUCGUGCAAUGUCGACUCGAACAUUGAUCAGUUCUUCCAGCCAGCGCUGUAUAUUAUUAUCAUCGUACUUGGCUUCCCCACCAACUGCAUGGCCCUGUGGGCUGCUUACAUGCAGGUCAAACAGAAGAAUGAGCUGGGCGUCUACUUGAUGAACCUCUGUGUGGCUGACCUCUUGUACAUAGCCACGUUGCCACUGUGGAUAGACUAUUUUCUUCACCAUGACAACUGGAUCCACGGCCAGGUGUCAUGCAAGCUCUUUGGAUUCAUCUUCUACACUAACAUUUACGUCAGCAUUGCCUUCCUUUGCUGCAUAUCAGUGGAUCGGUAUUUGGCAGUAGCUCAUCCCCUUAAAUUUGCCAAAGUUCGUAGGGUCAAAACAGCUUUGCUAGUCAGCGCGGUUGUCUGGGUCACGGAAGUAGUGGCUAACUCUGCACCUCUCUUCCAUGAUGAACUCUUCAAGGAUCGCUUCAACCACACCUUCUGCUUUGAGAAGUACCCCAUGCAGGACUGGGUGGCUGGUAUGAACCUUUACCGCACUUUCCUGGGCUUCUUGGCACCCUGGAGUGUGAUGCUGGCUGCAUAUAGAGGUAUUCUGAGAGCUGUACGAGGUAAUGUCUCCACCGAGCGACAAGAGAAGGCCAAAAUUAAGAGGCUGGCCCUCAGUUUGAUCCUCAUUGUGCUCCUCUGCUUUGCUCCCUACCACGUCCUACUUUUGUGGCGAAGUGUGGUCUUCCUCAGCAACCCCUGUGACUGUGGUGCAGAGGAGGACUUGUUUGGUACAUAUCAUGUGACUCUAGCGCUCACCAGCCUCAAUUGCGUAGCAGACCCUAUUCUAUACUGCUUUGUCAACGAAGGGGCCCGUCAGGAUGUGGGUCAGGCCCUGGCCACCCUUUUGGGUCUCUUCCAUCGGGGUCAAAAAGAUGCACUGAUGGGGGCGUCAAUCACCGUAGAGACACCCCUGGCAAUGAAGAAACCUGAUUUCUAUGGUGAGGUCAAGAGUAACGCCUAUAAGUCUGACAUUGAAGUGCUCAAAGAGGAGUGCCUCCAAAUGACCAUUCUCAGUGUUAAGAAGUGA